Messenger RNA from Drosophila rhopaloa, 774 nucleotides. RefSeq lists its product as uncharacterized. The coding region runs from base 1 to 774 and encodes 257 amino acids. Lineage: Eukaryota; Metazoa; Arthropoda; Insecta; Diptera; Drosophilidae. The transcript has 3 exons. The record is from RefSeq and is a predicted model, not a curated record.
AUGCGAGUUCAGUCGGGUUUGGUGUUAUUCCUACUUGGAGCACUCCUAAGUAAUCGUUUCGCAACCGGAGAGGAUCAAACAGAUACAUCAUGGAUAUCCCAGCUGAGGAAACUGCGAAGUGAUCUACGUAACUGCUAUCAAUCUAGCGUAUCUCAAAGUUUGUGGUCUUGUUUUCGAUCAAAGAGCUUACACAUCUUCGAGGACGUAAUGUCUGCCCCAGAGAUUUCUAUAUACGAUGGAGUACGUCUCGUUUCCGCACCCAAUAUUACUGACAAUUCUUCAAGAGCCCAAGAUGAGCGAAAGGAUCUGAAACAUCUGACAUGGUUUGAUCAACUAGCUGUCAGUUUGGCAAAGGGCUUAACCACCCACACCUUACAAGUGAACUUAGGAAAACUUACUGAGCGAUAUCUAAGUAGCGAGACUUCUAACACCGAUCCCGUGGGAAGUGCCCGACUGAGACGACAUCGCUAUAAUAUGAUCAUCACCAUGAUGUUUGGAGUCACCGCAUUGGGGGCUAUUUUGGUACCCAUGGGAUUCCAAAUGUUGUCUAUUGUGAGCGGUAAAGCUCUAUUAUUGGCAAAGAUGGCCCUACUUUUAGCCUCCAUCAAUGGAUUGAAGAGGGUGGCCAACAAUGGACUGCAUUAUGGACUGUACCAUGUGCCAGGAGAGCAUUUAGGAGGUUACUAUGACAGAGGGGAUGUAAACCACCCUAGAAAUGUACCCAUUCCAGUGGCUGUUGCUCCAACUUUGGAUAUGGGAUUGAAUAUAGAAUAA